UGCUUCCACAAAUAGUUUAUAUAUAUUCCCAAGCUCAUCAUAUACCAAGAAACCCUCCCCCAUCUUCCUCAUUACCUACUACCUCCCUUUCACCCAUUUAAAACCACACCGCCGCUCGCAAGAAAAGAAGUAAGAAGAAAAAAAAUGGAGAGACGAGGAGUUCCCAUUUCAUCCAUCAUCAUCUUCAUACUCUGUCUUCUCCUAUCGUCAUCCGCAACAACAAUCCCUGUGGCUGCACAAUCACAAAACGCAGACUCGUGCUCGUCAAACGGCGCUCUCGUCGGCCUCUCCGGCUUGCCCUUCGACCCUUCCUCCCUCCGCCAGUGCCUCUCUGCUUGGACCUCCCGCAACUACAUCCUCCGACAGUACUCGCAGGCGUCAUCCAACGUGUGGAACUUCCUCCUGUCGGCCCCCGAUGUGAACUCGUACGUGGCGGUGGGGUUCUCGCCGGACGGGCAGAUGGUGGGGUCCAGCGCGGUGGUGGGGUGGAGCGCAGCGGACGGCAGCGGCGGGCAGGUGAAGCAGUACUACCUCGGCGGGCAGACCCCCGGGCAGGUGGUCCCCGACCAGGGAAACCUGGUGAUCGCCACGUCAGCGAUCGUCUCCCAGCAGUCCAGGCUGUUCAUGGCCUUCCAGCUCAACGCCUCGCAGCCGUCCGACACGGUGCUCUACUCGCUGGGGCCCGCCGGAACCCUGCCGGCGGCGCCCGGGUACGCGUUGACCGAGCACCGGGAUAAGGUGGCCACCACGUUGAACUACGUCACAGGGCAAAGUAGUAAGGAGGGGAGGCCAUAUACGAGACUGAGGAGGAGCCAUGGCAUUUUGAACAUGCUGGGGUGGGGGAUCCUCACCAUAAUAGGUGCCAUCGGAGCUCGAUAUUUCAAGCACAUGGAGCCCGUCUGGUUCUACGGCCAUGUUUUGGUUCAGGGCUCGGCUUUCGUCCUGGGUACCGUUGGCGUCAUUGCCGGGUUGGUGUUGGAGGGUAACCUUAGUGCCAAUGUCUCGACCCACAAAGGGCUUGGCAUUUUCAUCCUUGUCUUGGGCUGCCUCCAGGUGAUGGCGAUCUUGAUUCGGCCAGAGAAAUCAUCCAAGUACAGGUCUUAUUGGAAUCUUUACCAUUAUGCGGUGGGAAGGAUACUAAUUGCUUUCGCCGUCGGCAACGUUUUCUACGGGAUCCAUUUGGGCGGGGAAGGGAGUGGAUGGAACGGCGGUUACGGAGUUGCUCUUGCCGUCCUCUUUGUUAUUGCCAUCACCCUGGAGCUCAGGAUGCGGCUCAAAGAAUAA
Molecule: messenger RNA, 1284 nt
Organism: Linum tenue
Lineage: Eukaryota; Viridiplantae; Streptophyta; Magnoliopsida; Malpighiales; Linaceae
Source: the annotation of a GenBank genome assembly